Arabidopsis lyrata subsp. lyrata is the source of this 1918-nucleotide messenger RNA. Its product is annotated as histone-lysine N-methyltransferase ASHH1. The transcript has 9 exons. Gene Ontology annotation, biological process: regulation of DNA-templated transcription. NCBI's taxonomy places the organism in Eukaryota, Viridiplantae, Streptophyta, Magnoliopsida, Brassicales, Brassicaceae. Bases 212 to 1762 code for a protein of 516 amino acids. Gene Ontology annotation, molecular function: protein binding; histone H3K36 methyltransferase activity. The record is from RefSeq and is a predicted model, not a curated record. Gene Ontology annotation, cellular component: chromatin; nucleus.
UCCAUUUGUGUGUUUUUCAAAUAAAGAUGGGUGACUAUGGUUUCGUUUCGUUUCCUUUCCAAAAGUUUGUGUCGAUCUUAAAAUUAAAACAAAUAAUGGGAAAGUGGGGGAGAACCUAAUUCUCUCCGUUUGAUAAACCUAAUUCUCUCCGUUUUCUUGUAGAAACUUGACCUAUACUAGGCCCUUAGUCUGAUUGCGUCUCUGAAAAAAAAUGCAAUUUUCUUGUGAUCCUGAUCAAGAAGGAGAUGAGCUGCCACAAUAUGAACACAUCUAUCAAAAUGACUUCUCAUAUCGAAAGCACAAGAAACAGAAGGAAGAAGAUAUUUCUAUCUGCGAAUGCAAGUUUGAUUUUGGAGACCCUGACAGUGCUUGUGGUGAGAGAUGCCUCAAUGUCAUUACCAACACCGAAUGUACUCCUGGAUACUGCCCCUGUGGUGUCUAUUGCAAGAAUCAGAAGUUCCAAAAAUGUGAAUACGCCAAAACAAAGUUGAUCAAGUGUGAAGGUCGUGGUUGGGGACUAGUGGCUCUCGAAGACAUAAAGGCGGGGCAGUUUAUAAUUGAGUACUGUGGCGAAGUAAUAUCAUGGAAAGAAGCAAAGCGUAGGGCUCAAACUUAUGAAACUCAUGGUGUCAAGGAUGCAUACAUUAUAUCUCUCAAUGCGUCUGAGGCUAUUGAUGCCACUAAGAAGGGAAGCCUUGCUAGAUUUAUAAAUCAUUCAUGUAGACCAAAUUGUGAGACAAGGAAGUGGAAUGUACUGGGAGAAGUUAGGGUUGGGAUCUUUGCAAAAGAGAGCAUCUCUCCCCGGACCGAAUUGGCUUACGACUAUAAUUUUGAAUGGUACGGUGGUGCGAAAGUCCGUUGUCUCUGUGGUGCAGUCGCAUGCUCUGGAUUUCUUGGAGCCAAGUCUCGGGGCUUUCAGGAGGAUACAUAUGUAUGGGAGGAUGGUGACGAUCGGUAUUCGGUUGAUAAAAUUCCAGUCUAUGAUUCUGCAGAGGACGAGCUUACAUCUGAGCCCUCUAAGAAUGACGAGUCCAACAGAAAUGAAGAGAAAGAGAAAGAUAUCUCAACAGAGAACCAUUUGGAGUCUACUGCUCUGAUUGUUCAGCAAUCAGAUUCAACACCUAUGGAGGAAGAUGUUGUCACGGAGACUGUUAAAACCGAAACAGCUGAAGACAUGAAGCUGCUCUCACAAAAUUCACAAGAAGAUUCAUCGCCGAAGACUGCAAUUGUAUCAAGGGUUCGCGGUAACAUUUACAAAAUUAAGUCUGAAUCUCUUCCAAAGAAAAGAGGCAGGCCGUUUUCAGGCGGGAAAACAAAGAAUGUCGCCCAGAAGCAUGUUGACAUAGCGAAUGUGGUUCAGCUACUAGCAACCAAAGAAGCUCAAGAUGAAGUUCUCAAAUACGAGGUAAAACAGUUUUUCAAGCUUAUAGGUACAAAUUCAACAUCCUCUCAGUAUCCGAUGUGUUUGGUAAAUUGUUGCUUGCAGGAGGUGAAGAAGGAGGCAGCAGUACGACUCUCGUCAUUGUACGAUGAGAUAAGGCCAGCGAUUGAGGAGCAUGAGAGAGAUAGCCAGGACAGUGUAGCAACAAGUGUGGCGGAGAAAUGGAUACAAGCAAGCUGUAAUAAACUAAAGGCAGAGUUUGAUCUUUACUCUAGUGUAAUAAAGAACAUCGCUUCCACUCCCAUCAAACCACAAGACACAAAGACCAAAGCCGCGGAAGCAGGAAACGAAGACCAUAUUAAACUCUUGGAAGCCAAAUGAGAAUUAGCUUGACACCCGCUAAAUUGCUAGGAAGGUUCAAAUUAAUGAUUUAUAAUUGUAUGAUUAUCAAAACGUGUUCAAUAUUUUUGUUUUUUCCUUAAAUUGUGAACAUAAUUUCCGAAUAUAAUUGUCACUUUAUAUAUCAUUGAUCCAUCA